AAUAUUCCAGCAUUAGUUUGUGCAGAUUUUGAUUAUUCUUGGGUGGAAUCUAAUUUUAUGUGAAAUCCUCACAAUAACACCAAAAUCAUCAAAGACCUGAAUCGAUGCUUUGAAAUUUGGCACGCAAGCACUGCGACGCACAUCUCACUGUGCCCCUGUCAGUGUACGUCGCACGGAGUGGAGGACGCCAAAGAAUAUUAUAAGACGGGAAGAGACGAUCAAGUCGGACAUGGAUGAAUCCAAAAGGGGAAGAUGUGGCUCGACGAGUAGGAGUCGCGGAUGGCGCAAGCCGAAGUGUUGUCGAGCGGUCAACAUCCGUAAUCCCUCGACAGCGAGGGCUGUCAAAUUCAACGAUUCUUUGUCUUCAUCGCGAGGAUUGCAUUUGCGAGAAGAAGCCCGGAAAGAUCUCCCUCGGUGACCCGGUCCUCCAAAAGCAGGCAUCUCGAAAACUACCGGACAAGACUCUGCUGUCAUAUGUUGAGGUCCGUCGUCCAUUUCUUCACUGUACGAUCUUGUUUUCUGAGCCUGGCACAGUUGGUGGAAACGGCACAUCCUGUGUUGAAACAAGGCAGACAAGAAAGAGGAUUAUGAAUCACCUGGUGAGAAAUCCAAGGGAAUGCCUAUCUAAAACCAGGAGCUCAACUUCCAUAAACGCAGAAGGAACGAAGCCCUUGUCCACGUCAGGAAAGAGUACAAAAGAAACAGCUCUAGAUUGAUGACCCAGAAGCGGUUUGAAGCAGAGGACUAAAGACCGGGAGUGUGCAGGGGAAUGCAAAGGUCCACAUGUUGUAUAAUAAUAUUCGUGACGGUAAGCAGUAGAGAGAAUUUAAUAAGGACCGAAACAAAAGAUCUGAUGAUAUAGAACUUCCUCUAAAAGAUACGGAAUUGGAUGGUGUUUGUCGAUUUCUCGUGUGCUGUUAUGUAAAGAGGAUCAAUCUUAUAACCCUGGCAAACUCUUAGCGCUUACACAAGAAGAUUGUUAGAGAUCUUCUGUGUCAUUAGCAACUUGCAUGCAUGAAGUAGUGCGCUGCUUAUGUGGGAGGAGAUGGCAAAUGCAAAACAGCUAGCUGGUUUUAGUAGACAACACUCAUCACAAGCGGUCUAAAAGACAAACGAUUACACCGAUGCCAUUCUAAGAAAAGUGUACGUAGAAUAAGUCACAUGAGAACAGCGAGAGUGUGAAUCACAUUGAAAUUUUAUCCGUUCAAUAAACAA
Messenger RNA from Marchantia polymorpha subsp. ruderalis, 1215 nucleotides. NCBI's taxonomy places the organism in Eukaryota, Viridiplantae, Streptophyta, Marchantiopsida, Marchantiales, Marchantiaceae. The record is from the annotation of a GenBank genome assembly.